UUAGUUGCGGUACGCAAGCACGCCGAAGCGGAGCGCAACUUCGGAACCGCGUACGGUGGGUGGGAGUUGCAGCCCUCGUGAGUCAAGAGAGCGAAGAGUAACCGAAAGAACAGACUUCUACUCAGUCUGUCCGCGGCCGUCCGUCAAGCAGACGUCCCCGACUCUCUUGUGCCCCUACUUCCAUCGUUUCCGUCCGUCGUCUCAUAUCGAGUGUCUGUUUCACAGUGCCUCGAGGACCUCGUGAAUGUCACAUGUCGUCGAUGGUACGACCGUUAUCACCACCGACACCCUGACCGAUCAUCACCAUCGCUCUAUCGAUCGCGAGGAUCGAUUUUGAUCGUCGUGCACGCGCUUAUGACAGUUUAUCGAGUCGAACCUAUCCUUCGUGCAUGAGAACGACUGAACGUGUGAUCAAGUGGCAAAACGUGCAAGCAUGUGGUACGCGAAUUUUAUCGCGGGUCUAAUAGGCCUGAUCUUCAUCGUCGGCUUGCCACCCUGGUGUUCAGACGCGUUUAACGUGGAGACGAAACAUUAUGCGGUUUAUCGAAACGAGACCAGAUCCAUGUUUGGAUUCGCGGUUUCUGUGUACCGGGAUAGAUACGGUCGAGGAUGGGCGAUCGUGGGUGCACCGGAGGCCGAAACUCCUCAAGUUGGCGUUCACAGAGGCGGCGCCGUUUACAAAUGCGACAUCGCUGCCGAUGACCGAUGCACGCUGAUCCAUUUCGACAGCAAAGGGAAUAACCAUAUCAGAAAUCCAAACGUACCGGGUGGUUUGAGUCAAAUCGACAAUAAAACCCUUCAAUGGUUCGGUGCCACGGUUUCGGCAUCGUUGAAAGAUGGAGGACCCAUACUGGCGUGCGCCCCGAGGUACAUCUGGUUCUCCGUGUCCCAACAGAAGUACGAUCCGGAAGACAAUCGAUGGAACAAGGACUCGCCCGUUGGAAGUAGAAGGGAACCCGUUGGCACCUGCUGGGCCGUCAGCAACAACUUCAACGAGUCACAGGAAUAUUCACCCUGUCGCACCAGGUACUGGGGAUACCAUAGGCAGGGUUCGUGUCAAGCUGGAUUGGGCGCUGCCAUGUCCAAGAACGGUGAGAGGCUGUUCAUCGGAGCGCCAGGAAGUUGGUACUGGCAAGGUCAGAUAUACUCGAUCAGCACCGCAUUGAGAUUGGAGUUCUUAGCGACGAUGUUCGUCAUCCCCGAAGCAGAUGCAUCAGGCCAAGCGUUUUCACAGCCAUUGAACAGCCGCGCGAGAAUAAUGUUCACGAAGGAAGGGCCAGCCACCGAGGACGAUAGCUACAUGGGUUACUCUGUCACGACCGGCGAUUUUAUUGGAAACGGUGACAGCGGCACCGCCGUCGGCGUACCUCGUGGCUCCGACCUCCUCGGCAAAGUCAUCAUCUUUACCUCGAACAUGACGAAUCAUCGCAACAUCACCGGAGAGCAAAUGGGAGCUUACUUCGGUUACGCCGUUGCUUCUGGCGACAUCGAUGGCGAUGGACUAGACGAUCUUAUAGUUGGUGCGCCUAUGUACACGGUGCCAGAUAACCCGGAAAUGACCAUCGAGACCGGAAGGGUGUACGUGAUCUAUCAAGGCGUUGGAGCUGAAAAAUUCCGCAAAGUUGACUCUAGGGACGGAGAGAGCAACCGCGGACGAUUCGGCUUGUCACUGGCCUCUCUGGGGGACAUCGACCGUGACGGUUAUGGUGACUUCGUGGUGGGUGCUCCUUACGGUGGUUUACGUGGUCACGGUGCCGUGUACAUCUAUCACGGUUCGUCAACCGGCGUUCUCGAAAAGUAUUCCCAGGUGAUCUACGCUGAAAACCUCGAUGUACCGGUGAACACGUUUGGAUUUUCCGUGUCUGGUGGCCUCGAUCUCGAUGGAAAUCGUUAUCCAGAUUUGGUGGUCGGUGCUUACGAAUCUGCCACCGCUAUAUUCUUCAGGUCCAGGCCGGUCAUCAAGAUGGAUUCGUACGUGUCCUUCGAUCUGGAGUCGAAGUUGAUCUCUCUGGACGAUAGAAAUUGUACACUAUCGGACGGCAGCAGAGUCACUUGCCUUCCUCUGAGAGCUUGUUUCAAAUAUAGCGGGGAAGGUGUUUUCUCGAGGCAUAAUUUCAAUAUUCAAUACGCCCUGGACGUGAAGAAAACAAAGAGUCCGAGAUUGUUCUUCUUGGAGCUGGAGGGAAGGAACACGAUGAAUCGAACGAUCAUGGUCGAUCGCGAACGACAGUUCUGUCGCACCGUUCAGGUAUACGUGACACCGAACAUUCGCGACAAGCUUACAUCGCUGGACGCCGAGAUGCGGAUGAGUCUCGACGAGGAACGCUACGAAGACACUCGACCGAGAGACCCUAGACUCUCCUUGCGUCCCGUUCUGGGUUCCACGACGUCCAGGAAGGACUCUCUGUCCAUCAGAAAGAACUGCGGCCCCGACAACGUGUGUAUCCCAGAUCUGCAGAUGAACGUGACAUCGAACGUGCAGAAGUACCUGCUAGGCUCCGGCAAACGGCUGCAGCUAGACGUGUUGGUGCAGAACAUGGGGGAGGACGCUUUCGAGUCGACGUAUAACUUGAAACUACCCGCUGGUAUCGAUUACAUCAAAGUGGAGAAGAUCGAGACUAUGGGGGUGCCUGUUCAAUGUUCGGCGCCCAAACAAUCAAAUAACAAUACUCUUCGUUGCGAUAUUGGCAAUCCAUUGCAGAAGAACGGAUUAGUUAAAUUCAGAGUGUUGUUGCAACCUGUCACGUCGCAUGGAAUGAAGCCGAUUUACGAGUUCGAAAUGGACGUGAACACCACCAAUCCUGAGAAUCCGUACACGACCGGCGAUAAUACGUAUACCUUGAGAUUGCCAAUUUGGAUCGAGACCGAUCUACGAAUAGACGGUGAAAGUAAACCGAAGGAUCUGUAUUACAAUCCGGAUAAUUAUACCAGCGAGAUAAAUGUUACUACGGAGGCAGAGUUUGGACCAGCUAUGACGCACAAUUACACUAUUCGGAACCAGGGUCCAUCGGACGUUAUCGAAGCAGAGGCUUUUCUUAUUUGGCCUGCUCAAACUUUGGCCGGAGACACGUUGCUGUAUUUGUUGGAGCAGCCGGAAACUUCUGGACCCAUCGCCUGUGAACCUGCCAAUGCAAAUUAUCUUAGUCUGAAGCUGGACCAACGCAGAAGUAUGUACUGGCAUCACCCAGAUCCAUCGGGAGUGAUCCUGGACGAGUCCCAAUCAGGCAGAACGAUUAACGUGCAACGAGGCUUCGACAUGGACAAAAGUAAACUGUCGCAGAAAGAGGAGUCCGAGAUCAACACCGGAGACAGUUCCAACAUCCAGAAAUCUCGUCAUUCCUCCACCUCUUCGUCUAAAGCGAUCACCAGUGAAACAAGAAGGUUCCAAUUAUCCGACACUGGAAGCAAACCAGACGUCCUAAUCACCACCUACACUCAAAACAAUUCAGGGACCGGCUCUAUAAAUACGGCAGACUUAGCCGCUGGCAACAGAGGCGUGAUUUUUCACACAGAGUCUGGCGGUUACGGAGAGACGGCUACGUUGGGCGGUGGUUUCCGGCCCAGUGAUGGUAACAGUCUAGGUGCAAGAGUGCCAGACUUCGAAGGAGGCCAUGGAUCGUACGUGAACCAUUCCGAAACCUUUGUAAACCGCUGGGGCGAGACCAGCGUUUCUGGUGGUCGCUCGUCUUCGUCGGAUAGAUACGGCUCUAACAUAAACGAGAACGACGAAAGCUACCAGGAGCUAUUACGACAACGACAGGCACAACGCGAACGCGAGGAGGAGGCUCGAUUGGAACGUCAGAGAAAGAAGGAACAACACAUGGCUGCGCAAAGACAACGAGAGGAGCAAGAACGUUUGUAUUAUCAGAGAAGACAGGAAGAGGAACGCAGAAGGGCGGACGAGGAGAUGAGGAAGAGACAGGAGGAGGAACGAAGACAACAGCAAGAGGAAGAGAUACGAAGGCAACAAGAGGAACAACGAAGACGAAUAGAGGAGGAGGAAUAUAGGCUGGAGCAGGAGAAACGUUACGGCAGUUCCUCCGAACAUCGUGGAGUUCAGAGCGGUUUCAUCAGCGGUGAUCGAGAAGAAACUGUACGAGGAGGUGAAUUCGGAUUUCAACUACGUAACGUCAGCUCCACGCAGGACCUGUCGCGACUGUUUGGAUCCUUAUCGAAGUCAGCGACUGGUUACGAAUUGUUCAACAGACAGGGCAAGCAAUAUGUUCAGUUUAUGGGAAGAUUCCGAAAUUCUGCCGACAGAAAGGAGUAUAUAGAGUUCCAAGAUGGAUCUACGUUUCCUCUUCAGGACCGUUACGGAGGAGAGAGUUACGUUUCUGGACCUACGGAGACCAGAGACGGUACAUUCUUGAAGAUAGAGGGUGAACUUCUGGUCGAUUCGAGCGGAAAAGGAUUCAUCGUGCUUAAAGAUGGCCGCAGAUUCCCUCUGCAGGGCUCGUUUACCUACACCGAGGAAAGAACCUAUACGUUGGAUCCAUAUAGUUACCAGGGAGGUAGAACCGGUAGCGAAUACGAAACCAAGGGUUACAGUAAAUCCUGGAACGAAGAAUCCAGCCAAGCUGCUGGCAUAGGAAGCGACUACGAGUCCAAGUAUACCAGCACGCACGAGGAAAGAAGAAUAGAAGACAGAAGAGUAACUAGCAGAGUUUACGGAAGAGAGAACCGCGAUACUCCCGAGGAACGUUUAUCGACUAAGAUUCCAAAUUCCAACGAUGGUUCUAGAUUCAGGCGAGAAAGCGACAUGGUUAAUGUGAGGGAAUUUAAAAAAUUCGAGAAGCUCCAUAGAAUACCUAGGGAUCUUGAAAACGAUCCUUUAAUGCCAGAAACAGAAUUCGACGAGCAAGAUUACGAGAGCGAUCUAAGAAAGCAGGAACCGGUUAGUCUUUGCAAGACAGCCAAGUGCGUGAUGCUGAGAUGCGUUCUGGGUCCACUGAAGAAGGACCAGGAAGUUUGGAUCGGAGCUAGGUACAGAGUGGACGCAAGGACGUUGAAGAAGGUCGCUCUGCAGGAAAAAGUCAGAGUUUCGACUCGAUUGGAGGCACAAGUCACCAAGCAACCGUUCAUAGGCGCACCUGCCGAACAGGUGAUCAAGAGCCACGAAAUUAAGACGAACGUCGAGCCAAGCAUAACACCAUCUGCGCCGGAUGUUAUUCCGCUCUGGGUCGUGGUGCUCUCUGCCUGCGCUGGAACGAUCAUCCUAUUACUGCUUAUUUUCCUGCUGCACAAGUGCGGGUUCUUUAAGAGGAAUAGACCGUCAGAUGCACCGGAGAGGCAACCAUUGAACAGGAACGGCCACUUCCAGCAGGGUGACGACCACUGAGAAAAAGGGCCAAGUAUCCAUCGGUGGAAUUCAUUUCAAAUCUCUGAAAGUAGAACUGAACGAACGAGACAGGGAGGGCCUUUUAAUCCUCGAAUCUCGCGAAGGAAGAAAUUUACGCACUGCCUGGAUCACGGCUCGUCCUAACUGUAAUACAGUCCCGUGUCAAGCAGCACUGUGACUAAUACUACGAUUAUUGUAAUUAACUAAAUCGCGAGUGCCUUUAUCUCCAGCCCCGAACGAGGAAACUGCUCGAGCAUUUUUACUUACAUCGAAUUACGAACGAAUAAGCGAUGUUAAAAAAGGUUCUGGGGCGAAUCUGCGAUUAUUUUCUACUGCCACUGAAUACUCCUUCCAGCUCCUGCAGCUCGAUCAUGCAAGUUUCUAGUCAGGAGACGUUUUUCUUUUUCUUUUAAUUAUUAUUAUUAUUAUUAUUAUUAUUAUUAUUAUUAUUAUUAUUAUGUCAUUUUUUAAUUACCUGUAAUUUACUUAAGCCACAUGCUCGUCGAUGAUUACGAGCGAAUACGAAGAUCGAUCGAACUGCCUCGAUGACGUGGAGGUCGAAGUGGCCUGCAGAUACAUCUUGCAAUUUAUGGAAAAUAGAUUGCACUUUUUCACUCCGUGUAGAAUUUAUCAUAAUCUUUCCUUUUUUUUAAAAAAAAAAGGGAACGUCCGCUAUGGAGAAUUCUGAAAAAAUAAGAUCGAAGAGUGAACGAGUUUUUCAUUUUAUCGGUCUUGUACAAACGCUGAUUAUAUUCCGGGGCUUGAGCAAUUGCAAAAUAGUUGAGAUUACCAAGAGAAAAAUGUCUAGUUCUGUGUUGUAAAUAUACUAUAGUAUAUUUAUUCUGGCUUACCUGGUGGAAUAUUCAGAAUAAUAAUUUAUUAGUUCUAUUUUCCAUUAGAAGAACGUUUAAUCGGCUCGAAUGCUUCGAUUCACGUCGAUAGAGAUCUCAUUCGUCGCCGACAUCGGCAGUCGAUUUUAUAUUUGUUCUCCUUCUUAAAACAAGCUCGAGAACGGGAGUUUUCGAUUAUUUAUUAAAAUUUCUACAUUAUUAUAUGUAUAUGUAACGUAUGAUAGAGCGUCGUAACGUGAAACCGGGGCUUGCCCUGACUGUAUGUGUGUACAAUCUUGUAAAUUAUUAACUGUAUUACUAAAAACCGUUCAGAAAGUAACUAGCUAACACAAAUUAAUAAUUGUGUAGAGAGCAAACGAAUUCCUGAAUAAGCGGGAAAGUAGAAACUGACCUGUACAUACAGACUUAAGGUGUAAUAUUAAAAGAAAAAAAAAAAUAUAUAUAUAUAUUAAUUAAUAAUAUUAUUAAUAUUAAA
Messenger RNA from Bombus pyrosoma, 6664 nucleotides. RefSeq names its product integrin alpha-PS2 (gene if). NCBI's taxonomy places the organism in Eukaryota, Metazoa, Arthropoda, Insecta, Hymenoptera, Apidae. Gene Ontology annotation, cellular component: external side of plasma membrane; integrin complex. The record is from RefSeq and is a predicted model, not a curated record. The coding region runs from base 434 to 5338 and encodes 1634 amino acids. Gene Ontology annotation, biological process: cell-matrix adhesion; cell adhesion mediated by integrin; integrin-mediated signaling pathway. Gene Ontology annotation, molecular function: integrin binding. The transcript has 13 exons.